Messenger RNA from Betta splendens (Siamese fighting fish), 5323 nucleotides. Its product is annotated as SPRY domain-containing SOCS box protein 4-like. The transcript is spliced from 3 exons. Gene Ontology annotation, biological process: intracellular signal transduction; proteasome-mediated ubiquitin-dependent protein catabolic process. Gene Ontology annotation, molecular function: protein binding. Gene Ontology annotation, cellular component: SCF ubiquitin ligase complex. The coding region runs from base 3035 to 3871 and encodes 278 amino acids. The record is from RefSeq and is a predicted model, not a curated record. Lineage: Eukaryota; Metazoa; Chordata; Actinopteri; Anabantiformes; Osphronemidae.
AGUUUAGAAGACGCUGUGCCAAGCAUUGAGCUGCAUGAUGAUGUGCAGGGAAGGAUGACUGUCUGUUUAUGCAUCCCAGGUUGUGUGUGUGUGUUAGGAAAUGAAAAGGUAUGCUACCAGUGAUGGGAUGUAGGUGGUGACGUGUAGACAGAUUGACUGCCUGAUCUUAAAGAUCUCCCUUGCAGCCGGUGACUUAUCUGUGGAAACCUGAUCCAGGCCUUACCUGUAGGUGCAUAGAAACUGAUCCAAAGCAGCGGGUGAAUAUUUCAGUAGGUCCUAACCCCAAACCAGCUGGUGUGUACUACAGACUUGAGGCUAAGGUUUCACCCUAUACAAGCCUACGCGCCUGACACAGCUGUUGACUUUGAAAUUGUGAAUUAAAUAGUGUCCAUACCUUUUAAAUGGGACUGGUUUUAAAGUUAGAGAAAGUAUCAGGUAAAUUUAUCAAAUUUAUUCAUCAUGCAAUACAGAGUGAGACAACAGGAUGACAAAGGUGUUGAUGGAAAAUCAGAAUUAACCACACUGUAAAAUAACUCAACCUGAAACUAGCGCACAAAAACAAAUGUCUAGUUAGGGUUGCUAUGGAAAUAGCUGAACCAUGCAUAAGUUUAAUGGGGAAUCUCGCCGACAAAGAAAAGCACGUUUGAAUUUGGAUAUGCUUUUAAGAACAUGAACUGAAAAGACAGACGUCCUGCACACAUUGUCGGACAUGCAGCCAGAUGGGAGACUGUGGCCAACCCUGAUGCAAUCAAAAUAUGAUUCAAGAUUUUAUUUUUUACUGCAGAAAGCUAGUUUUAGGCUUGUGGAACAAUUAAGUAUAAUUAACUUUGGAUCUGCAUAUUCAUGUCUGUUUUGUUGUACUUAAAGACUUGAUAACUCUUGAGCAGUUUGUGAACGCAUAUUACUGAUUUGUUUUAGUGCUGCUGAAUAUUUAUACUAGUAUAAUUUAGUGUACCUCAGUAAAACUGAAAAUAUACAAUGCAAAUCAAUGCAUUGUAGUAAUUUUCCUCUACAAGGUGACUUUAACUUGCAAAGGACACAAAGAACUUACUGAAUGAAGUAUGUGGUAUUUUCAUAAAUUCAGAAAUGUGAGUAUUUUGAUCAUGUUUUUAGCACUUUUUUUUUGAUAUUUCUAACAAUUUACAGUAAUUUUAUCGAUCUUAUUUGAAGCAGUAGCAUACUGGUUGCAGCCAUGGAGGCUGCUGCGUCGUUUGACUGGCGUUGAGAUUAUGUGUGUGUGGACACAAGAAAGAACUGGACUUUCAAAGAGCGUUAGUUUUGGCCCCCGAUUCCAACACAUGGUUGCCAACAGAUUCUUCUCUUGGGUAAACGGAGACACAGAGACUGCAAACUGCUACUCAUCCUUGGCUGUGGGGUGUGUUUGGCCAAGGAACAGGAAAUCAUUGGGACAAAUGGGUCACUUAUUGACGUGCACACUACCUUGGCCGACUCUGGAGCUUUUGAUCUAUAAUUGUGAAAUCAAGUGAUUUAAACACCUGAAACAUUCUCCAGAAAGUACAAUAUAGCCUUUUUUUCAUAGUUUUUACUGUGUACUUUUUAUUCCAUACUUUUUUCCUGCUGAGGGUCACAGGGAAUUUUCCCACUCGUGUCCUUGCUUUUAACUCCUACUUGGAUGGAUCAUGGUGUUCUCUCUGUAAUUCGUAUUUAUAAAAGAAUGUGAUUCAGCGCCACCUUUUUUUUUUUCCCAGAAGGUUGUGGUCUCCUGUUGGCAUCAGGGCACAGACAAGGUGACACUAAAGGUGGAGGCAGCUGUCUGAGUGAGUGGAUGAGUAAAUCUCUUCAGUGUGUUUGUAUUGUACAGUGAAAGCUUCAGUGGGUUUUUACUGCUGCUUGGGUUAAAUGAUGCCAAGUCAUGCUGCGUUAAUGCAUGUGGAAUUCGGCACAAGUCGCUCUUAAGUGUGCAAGCACGCAGGGAGGACGUCUGCUGCGCGUUUGCUCAGGAGGCAGUAAGACAUGAGAGGAGGCCUUUUUCGUCUCCCGCAGGAGAAAGACGAGAGGGAGGAAGCGUGGAUUUGUAGGCACAGUGGUGGGAGGCGUUGGAGCCAAAGAGAGGUGAAGAUGGAGGAGGACAGUGUCAUCAAUGAGGGGAAAAAAAGGUCAAUUGAAAAACUUAUUUCCCGUUUUGUUUUGGUUUUUUUAAAGUGAAUAUAGUGGCCUCCAUGCAAGGUGCAUGAGUAGCUCCGACAUGCUUCGGCGUGUAGGGGAAUCCCAGUCUAUUAAAUCAAUUAUCUACUUCAGCAGAACCUCGGGGAGGAUCCUCCAGCAUGGCUUUGUGUGGCUGGAAUAGAAGUUGUUUUGCUUGAGGGUUCUGAGCUGUUUUUAAAGUCCUACUCAUUUGCAGUUGAUUACAACCCAAACCGCCACUGACCCCAACGUCCAAGUGGAAAUGAGCUGCUAAUUUGAAAAUGCGGGUACGCUCCGUCCAUGCGUGUCUGUGGAGCGGUGCCCAGUCGGCGCGUCAGUGACUGAGUGGGUGGUUUCGCACUGCUUGGGAAAGACUUUCAGCGCCCUCCCCUUCCCCCUCCCUCCCACUCUUUCCCCGACUUCCCUCCCUCCAGCUGUUUUCCUGUAUUAGCUGAGACCUGGAGCCAAGCUACCCUCCCACCCCCCGACGCGACCCCGCGUCACUAGCGGGAACUCGCCGACGUAAGGACAUGCACAAACACUCUCUCUUUGUGUCCGUCUCUGCUCUGUCCCGCACUUGUCCGGCUGCUGACUGAGUGCUGACCUCGCUUUGGACUCCACACACUGAGGAGCAAGUAUUCAGAGGCUUCGACUUGGCCGCCGCGAUUGCGGGCUCACGUUACCGUGCGAGAGCUGCCUGGCUGUUUGUAGAAAUGCUCCUGGGGAGAGUGGUUGCCCCUGGUUGAGACGUGGGCCCCACAGGAUCCACUUCAUUGUCGUCCUUACUGUGCCCAUGAGGUAACGUCAGGACCUGCUGCCCCCUCAUUACCACCCUUGGUCCAUCCACCUCCCUCCCCUCUGUCCCUUCCAUCCUCGGACCUUACCAGUCAUGGGCCAGAAGAUCUCGGGCAGCAUCAAGUCAGUGGAUGUACGCGGGGAACCCUCCUAUCGGCCGGUACGCCGCGAACUGCGUGGCCCAGACUUCUGCCGGCCCCCCAGGCUGGACCUGCUGCUAGACAUGCCUCCAGCCAGCACGGAGGCGCAGCUCCGCCACGCGUGGAACCCCGACGACCGGUCGCUAAACGUCUUUGUUAAGGAGGACGACAAGCUGACGUUCCACCGGCACCCUGUAGCACAAAGCACGGACUGUAUCCGAGGCAAGGUGGGCUACACCAGAGGACUACAUGUCUGGAGGAUCCACUGGCCGGCCAGACAGCGGGGCACCCACGCUGUCGUGGGCGUCGGCACUGCCGAAGCACCUUUACAUUCAGUGGGCUACACAGCCCUGGUGGGCUCAGACUCCGAGUCCUGGGGCUGGGACCUGGGUCGGAACAGACUCUACCACGAUGGGAAGAAUCGUCCCAUCGCCACAUCGGCGCCCACGUACCCUUGUUUUCUGGAGCCAGACGAGUCCUUUGUGCUUCCAGACUCCUUGACGGUAAUAUUGGAUAUGGAUGAAGGAACGCUGAGCUUCAUGGUGGAUGGCCAGUAUCUGGGAGUGGCUUUUAGGGGACUAAAGGGCAAGAGACUGUAUCCUAUAGUCAGUGCUGUGUGGGGGCACUGUGAAGUUUCUAUUAGAUACGUCAAUGGACUUGAUCCGGAGCCCCUCCCCCUCAUGGACCUGUGCAGACGAGUAGCCCGACUGGCUCUGGGGAGAGAGCGCAUCCAUCACAUUGACACACUCCCACUGCCGCAGACUCUCAAGAACUACCUCCAGUACCAGUGACAACACAGACGCGCACGCGGGCAAAUGGGACGAAACAGAGUCGUACGUUCUCAUGGUAACCAGCCUCUCAACUGAUCUUAAUCACAACCAUGAGACAUCUGCAGAGGACGCAGAAGAUGACGUUGAACACGCACAGUUGGCGAACGUGGCGCUGUUUACACCCAUUGGGCCCUUUUUUUAAUCUCUCCAGCUUUUUAAUUUUUUUUUUUUUUUUUUUUUUUUUUUUUUUGUAGCUAACUGCUGUUUUUAUCCUGGACGUAGGACUAGAGGAGCUUAUGAAUGAAAUGAAGCAAGGGGAGAUUAAAACAACUGUAGUGCAAUGCAUUCACCUGCUAAUAAUACUGUAUAUGCACAGUCAAACUACAUGUCUUUAUCAAAAAGGCCUUAAAUGCUGUGGGUUUGAGUGGGCAGUUCCUCUAGCUUCCUCUGAAACGUGUUGGUCUUUAUAUUCCCUGCAGCAAGCCGGCUCUGAGGAGAAGCAGCAAUGCCUCCAAGCCACAGGGAGGAGGGGGAGAGGGCGCAGCAGCCCGAGAGGGAGGAGGCUUUACACCUCGUCAUACUGGUGUAAACUGUGCAGAACGCACGCAUUAGCGCGGCGUGUGCGAGUUCGACGACUGUAUAGGAAUAAAGCUCGUGGCAGGAGAUGAGUCAGAAGUAGGAAGUCUUUGUUUUAAAUGUUUAAUUUCCUCUGCUCUUACAUCAAAGGCUCCUAAUGUUUUGGAGCCAGAGGAACUUUUCUCAGGAACUUUCGUGAGCCUUUGUGGCUGUUUUGCUCUGUGUGUCUGCAGAUUAAAGAUGCUGAUGGUUAAGGCAGUAUUAACAAAAACGAGCAAAAAAAGUAAAAAAAAGGCUCUUGACUGGUGCUGUUUACUAUACGGAUGCUCGAUGCGGCUGCUCCCUCUCUCGUCUUCUCUUUCAAGGAAGAUGACACCAAAGCCUAAUUUUAACUUCAGUGAAGUGGGACACGAGUUCAGACAGUCGUUGUCUGUGAAACCCAUUCACCCCCCCCCCCCCCCCCUCCCUCCCUAAAGGCCCCUGGGUUCUGGAGCGUACUCUAGCAGAGUUCAAGCCUCCUGUUCUCUGGAAUGAAUACGUUUGGCAUAAUGAGCACAGGGCCACGUCCGCUGACGUGAAGAUGUCUCUACAACUGUGCCUGCUCUGAGACGGUCCAAACGCAGCCACGCUGGCGCAUCAGAAGACGCUCCUUUACUCCCCCAAAGUUCUAAAUGCUGCUUUUCUAUCUUCUUCCACAGUCUUAAUAUCAUGUGGGUUUUUAUCCCAGAGUUACUUUUGAUGGGUUAUGUUUGCAUUUGUUUUUUUUGUUUUUUUUAAAUCUAUUUUUGCUUCAUGGAUAGAUGUGUCUAUGGGACGUUUCGCAUGUAUAGGUGGAAGAAUAUGCUCCCAUGAGAAUCUUUUAAUGUGAAUAAAAAAUAAAACUCUUCUAAACUCAAA